UCAAACUAAAGUAUUGCCCCACUCAACCAGAACCCGAAUUUUCCAAACUUUAACCGCUCCUUUUUAAAAGAUCCGAUUACCAUGGCUCGCACCAAACAAACAGCGCGAAAGUCCACGGGUGGAAAGGCACCGAGAAAACAGCUGGCAACCAAAGCAGCCCGAAAAUCCGCACCGGCAACAGGUGGAGUCAAGAAACCGCACAGGUUCCGACCCGGAACCGUUGCUCUUCGCGAGAUCCGAAAGUAUCAAAAGAGCACAGAGCUCCUCAUCAGAAAACUCCCCUUCCAACGCCUUGUCCGCGAGAUCGCACAAGACUUUAAAACUGAUCUCAGAUUUCAGAGCUCUGCCGUCGCGGCUCUUCAAGAGGCGGCGGAGGCGUACCUCGUCGGACUUUUUGAGGAUACCAAUCUGUGUGCCAUUCAUGCCAAGAGAGUAACUAUUAUGCCAAAGGAUAUUCAGCUAGCGAGAAGGAUCAGAGGCGAGCGUGCUUAAGAGUAGUAAAUUUGUGAUCGUGUUUAUGAUCUCUAUUUAGUGGUUACAUGUUGGCAUUUUCUGAUGUGAAUGGAAAUUUGAAGAUUUCGUUC
Manihot esculenta (cassava) is the source of this 584-nucleotide messenger RNA. RefSeq names its product histone H3.2. The record is from RefSeq and is a predicted model, not a curated record. Gene Ontology annotation, molecular function: DNA binding; structural constituent of chromatin; protein heterodimerization activity. Bases 82 to 492 code for a protein of 136 amino acids. Gene Ontology annotation, cellular component: nucleosome. The transcript has a single exon. NCBI's taxonomy places the organism in Eukaryota, Viridiplantae, Streptophyta, Magnoliopsida, Malpighiales, Euphorbiaceae.